UUGCCAUUGUGGCGUUUGCAAAUCACACAACAAGCAAACAAUUUCGCCGUAAUUAUUGGCUCUAAAUUGAAAAGAAUAGUUUGUAAACAAAGCGAAAUUCAAUUAAAGAGCACGUAUCUCGUGCAUUUACGAUCGAGCAAUUCGAUCACGUUUUUAGCGAUCCGAACCCAUACUUUCAACUCCGCCACUUGCACUUGUUCAGCUAAUUGAGCUGGUCGUGUGAUCACUGAUCAGGAAUUCUUCGUUCACGCGAUCGUUCCUCAGUCUCUGGCCAGCUGCCGAACCGACCUGAUCUUCUCCAGAGCUCUCCGCUCUUUCCGCGAGCAGAAUUCGAACCGAAACUCGCGUUUUGAAUGGAACGCGCCCUUCGCACAGACAACAACAUCAAAACAUUUGUUUAAAUACAAAAAGAAGCCAUGACCCUCAGGGACUGGGGAUACCGCCUGCUGCCGGGUCUAAAGUGGCUGCACGGCUACACCGGCCAGGAUGCAGUGGCGGAUCUGAUAGCCGGAGUGACGGUGGGACUGACGGUGUUGCCCCAAGGAUUGGCAUACGCAACGCUAGCCGGACUGGAGCCCCAAUAUGGUCUGUACUCUGCUUUUGUGGGCGGCAUCAUAUACGCCAUGCUAGGCAGCUGCCGGCAGGUGACCAUUGGACCCACGGCGUUGCUCGCACUGAUGACCAGCCGGCACACGGGAUUCGGAUUGGGAUCGGGUCCGGCGUACGCGAUACUCCUGUGCCUCAUCUCCGGCAUUGUGGAGCUGGGUAUGGCAGUGCUGAAACUGGGUGCCCUGGUGGACCUGAUAUCACUGCCAGUUACAGUGGGAUUCACCUCGGCCACGGCCGUCAUCAUUGGCACCUCCCAGCUAAAGGGUUUGCUGGGUCUGCGUGGUGGAUCCGGAUCGGAUUUCAUCAAUACCAUGCGCUCCGUGUUCGGAAAUCUACAUAAAGUUAGAACAGGCGAUCUUACCCUUGGACUGACUUCCAUUAUAGUUCUGCUGCUUCUGCGCAAACUCAAAGACGUUAAGCUGGACGGUCGCAUCCGCAACUUGCGAACACAGCAGCUUAUAAGUGGUGGCAUCUGGGUAAUAGCCACUGGUCGGAAUGCGCUGGUCGUACUGGUGACCAGUGUGCUGGCCUACAGCACAUGUGAGCACAUGGAGAGCUGCCCGUUUAUCCUCACUGGAAAGGUCAAGAGCGGUCUGCCCAACGUCUCGCUGCCAAAGUUUGAGACCACCAUUCUGGACAGGAAUGGCACUGAGAUCAGACAGAACUUUGAACAGAUGCUCUCGGAACUGGGUCCCUCCAUGCUUAUACUACCCAUUAUUGCCGUGCUUGGAAAUGUAGCCAUUUCGAAGGCCUUUGGAGGAGCCGGACUGAGUCCCACGCGGGAACUGAUUGCCCUUUCCAUGAGCAACAUUUGUGGCGCCUUCUGCAGCUCCAUGCCGGUGACAGGAUCCUUCUCGCGCAGCGCCGUCAACCACGCAAGUGGAGUAAGGACGCCGCUGGGAGGCUGCUACACAAGCGUGCUGGUUCUGUUGGCGCUCGGCCUACUGGCACCCUACUUCCAGUACAUCCCAAAGGCCGCUCUCAGUGCGGUUAUCAUCUCGGCGGUGAUAUUCAUGAUUGAGUUCGAGGUCAUUAAGCCACUGUGGCGCUGCAGCCGGCGGGAGCUGCUCCCAGGUGCCAUUACUUUCGUUAUGAGUCUGGCUGUGGGCGUGGAGAUCGGUCUUUUGCUGGGCGUAAGUACCGAUGUGGCUUUCCUGGUUUACCGCGCCGCCCGACCCGUGCUGAGUGUCUCCAAACUCCAGACCACCAAUGGCAUCAACUACAUUCUGAUUCGCCCUAAGCACAGUUCACUGUAUUUCCCGGCCGUCGAAUGGGUUCGUUCGGGCAUCUCAAAAGCUCUGACCAUUCAUGGUACCGCACCUGUGGUCUUGGAUUGCGCCCAUGUGCACGAAUUCGAUUUUACGGCAGCUCGAGGAAUGGGCUCCCUGCAAAAGGAGCUCGCCAAGGCGAAUGUGCCAUUGUUUCUGAUGAGCGCGGACAAAACUAUUGGUGUGAUCCUGAAGGAGUCGACUAAUAUUGACUUCCCCACGAUAGACUGUCCCGAUGAUUUGGAAUUCCUUCUGGAGCAAACUGCCGACUACGUUCUGCAUUUGCAGAUUUCAGCGCCGCUCGUCGAAUCCCGGUUGGUACAUGGCGAUGGCGGAGAACCAACUGAACUGAGUAAACUCAAUGGAAAAUCCUCGUAAAUACAAGGGAACUACCAUUGUUUAUUUUAAAUGUACUUAAGUAUACGUCGGGGCACACGUUCUUAUUUAUGGCAAGUUCCCCCUCAUGGGCCACAAAAGCAAAUGCUAUUUUACAUUGAAAUGGCAUUGAAAGCUCUCUAAACUUCCUACUGAUUAAUCUAAGUAUUUAAAUCAGCCCACAUGUUAUUCCCAACUAUUUCAUUCCUAUGUUUCAUUGUCCCUUCAAAUGGCUAAGCUUUAAUUGUACAUAUACACACAUAUAUAUAUAUAUAAGCCUACAUAAUUGUUUUAAAUUCUGUUUAUAAAUUUAAUUACUUUUAAAUUUGUUCUGAAAUUAAAUUUUGUAAUAUAUUCUGCAUACGUUAAAGUU
Messenger RNA from Drosophila santomea, 2625 nucleotides. Its product is annotated as sodium-independent sulfate anion transporter. The record is from RefSeq and is a predicted model, not a curated record. The coding region runs from base 417 to 2255 and encodes 612 amino acids. Lineage: Eukaryota; Metazoa; Arthropoda; Insecta; Diptera; Drosophilidae. Gene Ontology annotation, cellular component: membrane. The transcript has 6 exons. Gene Ontology annotation, molecular function: sulfate transmembrane transporter activity. Gene Ontology annotation, biological process: transmembrane transport.